AAAAAAGACCCCAAAGCCACCGCCUUUGCAGCUCUCUGCCUCAGUCACCAAAGCAUUCUCCUUAAGCAAUCAAUUACAGGGAAAAAAAGAAAAAAAAAAAACCACAAGAAAUCCCCCUCCAAAUCCCAAAAAAGGCUGCUGCCGCCUCCUCUUCUUAUUUAUUUUUCUCCGGUUCAAACACCUCCGGUUUCUGCCGGUACGAUCCAGCUCGCAAUGUGGCGGCCGCGGUCUUCUAAAUCGACGGUGCGGAUACACAACACGUCAUCUCCCUCCACCGCCUUCUCCUGCUCCUCUUUCAAAGAUAUCCAGGACCUGUGCGCAGAGGAUCCUUCCCCUUCUAAUCCCUCAUCUUCAACUACAAAACGGCCGUCUAAUAUCUUCCACCGAGUCCGAUUCGCCAACUCGCUCAUCCGCGCUUGGUCAGCUCUCCCGUCCGUAGUCCCGGAAUCUAAAUCGGUACCUGAAAAUUCUUCACCGGUUAUUAAUCAAACGCCACAACCGGAGCCUAGAAUCGCAAUCCCGGGCGCCGACAAACGUAUUGUCGUUUACUUCACGUCCCUACGCGUGGUGCGGUCAACAUUUGAGGACUGCCGGGCCGUUCGAUCCAUACUCCGAGGGUUUCGUGUCUCAAUCGACGAGCGAGAUCUAUCGAUGGACUCUCGGUUCCUGAACGAGCUGCAGGGGAUCUUAGGCGGCGAUGGCAAGUUGACUGUUCCACGCGUUUUCAUCGGCGGCAGAUACAUGGGUGGGGCAGAGGAGAUCAUGCAACUCCAUGAGGCUGGCGAGCUCAAGAAGUUCGUCGAAGGGCUUCCUGCAGCGGAACCCGGCGUCUGUGUGUUGUGCGGCGGUUACAGCUUCAUUGUGUGCGACGAGUGUAACGGUAGUCACAAGCUUUACACCGAGAAAACUGGGUUCAAGUCCUGUACGGCCUGCAACGAGAACGGUCUGAUCAGGUGCCCUUCUUGCUCCUGUCCGCCGCUAUGAGACUUGUGGGCCUAGUCUGGGGCGUUGCUGGAUAAGGGUAGAAAGAGCAUUGGGAAGCCCAAGAACUUUGGCCCUUUAGAUUUGUAUCAACGAACUCUCUGCAUCUUAAAAUAUUGAUAUGGUUACGUCCGAAAGAGGACCAUAC
Messenger RNA from Tripterygium wilfordii, 1129 nucleotides. RefSeq lists its product as uncharacterized. The record is from RefSeq and is a predicted model, not a curated record. The transcript has 2 exons. Lineage: Eukaryota; Viridiplantae; Streptophyta; Magnoliopsida; Celastrales; Celastraceae. Bases 214 to 984 code for a protein of 256 amino acids.